GCUCUGAUAUUGAGUGGCGUGCCAGGAAGAAGACGGUCGCAGCAGUAUUCGAACUGAUUCUCGGUCCCAAAUUUGAUUCUAGAGUUCCGAAAUUUUGGGUAGAUGAUUUCUCGUUGUCGAGGAUCCGGAGACGAUAGAUGUUUUGUCUGUUACGUUUGAAGCCCUCAUCAGUGAUCAGUCGAGCAAUGUCCACAGGAUCGUCGGAGGACGUCCUCCUCCAACUCCGGAAUGGUAAAGGAAUCAUUACCAUGAACAGACCGAAAGCUUUGAAUGCUCUCUCGUUGCCGAUGAUCCGUGUGAUUGAGCCUGUGGUUCGGAAAUGGCAUAAGGAGGACCUGGCCAAACUCGUCUUGCUCAAAGCCUGUGAUGGCAAAGCUUUCUGUGCUGGUGGUGACGUGAAGGCAAUCGCGGCUGUGAAGGGGAACAACGAUGCGUUCUUCCGUGAGGAAUACGUUCUCGACUAUCUAUUGGCUAAGAUGAAACCUCCGUUGGUCCCUCUGAUCGACGGUAUCGUCAUGGGUGGAGGAUGUGGAAUAUCGUUCCAUAGCCCGUUCCAGGUCGUGAGCGAAAAAGCUCUCUUCGCGAUGCCAGAGACGGCGAUUGGACUUUUCCCGGACGUCGGCGGAUGUCACUUCUUGAGCCGUCUCGAACACAAUCUCGGAGUUUUCCUGGGAUUGACUGGAAACCGUCUACGUGGAGAGGAUCUUGUCCACGCUGGACUGGUCAGCCACUUCGCUCCAUCGACCAAAUUCCCCGAACUCGAAGAAGAAAUUCUAGCCCUCGAAGACUGCUCGCAAGAAUCGAUCGAGAAGAUUCUGGACAAAUAUCAACCGACCCUGGGCAAGUUCUCCCUAGAGCCCCAUCUGAGAGAAAUCGAGGAAUGCUUCUCGCCGGACACCGUGGAGGCGAUUUUCGAGAAGUUAAAAUCUCGCGGUGGCGAGUUUUGUGGGAAACAGCUAGAGCUGCUGAAUAAGAUGUCCCCACUCUCCCUGAAAGUGACUUUGAAAGCCAUACGAGAAGCUAAAUCCAUGGAUCUGAAACAAGUUCUCGAGAUGGAUAUGCGUCUAGGCAAAAGAUUCCUAGAUGAUCAUGAUUUCUACGAGGGCGUGAAUGCACUGCUGGUGAGGAAGUCGAACGACCCGAAAUGGAGGCCUGCCUCAUUGGAAGAAUGCACCCCGGAGCUUGUCGACAAGUACUUCCUGAAGCUUCCAGCAUCCGAAGAGCUCCAGCUCGUCGUUUAGUUGCGUCUGAUCUUUAAGGGGAUCUCUGUGAUCCUCGUGCUGUUACUCGUUGUGAAAGAGGAAAUCUUCACCUUAUGUACAAUGGAAAAUGCAUCGUCGGAGAACGGAAGUGUUAAUUAAAGUGAC
Galendromus occidentalis (western predatory mite) is the source of this 1367-nucleotide messenger RNA. RefSeq names its product 3-hydroxyisobutyryl-CoA hydrolase (gene Hibch). Lineage: Eukaryota; Metazoa; Arthropoda; Arachnida; Mesostigmata; Phytoseiidae. Gene Ontology annotation, cellular component: mitochondrion. Bases 138 to 1241 code for a protein of 367 amino acids. Gene Ontology annotation, biological process: L-valine catabolic process. Gene Ontology annotation, molecular function: 3-hydroxyisobutyryl-CoA hydrolase activity. The transcript is spliced from 2 exons. The record is from RefSeq and is a predicted model, not a curated record.